Messenger RNA from Chelonoidis abingdonii (Abingdon island giant tortoise), 312 nucleotides. The record is from RefSeq and is a predicted model, not a curated record. NCBI's taxonomy places the organism in Eukaryota, Metazoa, Chordata, Testudines, Testudinidae.
AUGAAUGAACGGUGUGCUCUGUCGAGUAUAUUGAUUGUUGUCUGGAUAUUUCUAAAUACUCUCAGUCUAUGGUUUGCCACCUGGCUCAGUGUCUUCUAUUGUGUGAAGAUCGCCAAUUUCAGCCAACCUCUAUUCCUCUGGCUGAAGCGGAGAAUAUCAGGGCUAGUGCCACAGCUACUCAUGGGAUCCUUUCUGGUCUCCUUGGUCACCUGUUUAUUUACUAACUUUAUACAACUAUUGACAAUGAUAUUGGCUGCUUAUCCCUCUGGGCACACUGUUAUCUUAAUUAUGGGUAACCCCAAACUGAAGAGG